AUGGACGUGCAAGAGUUUGAGUACGAGAUCGUCUACCGUCCAGGAAAGGCAUGCAUCGCCGAUUACAUGUCACGACAUCAUGUUGAUCGAGCAGGAUCAAGUCGAGUAUUUGAGAUCGAAGUUGUUGAGAGCGGGUGCUGCCACGCCCUUAAUGAACAAGGAACAGUGACGGUGGAGGACAUUAGGGCUGAAGGAGAAAGAUGCGAAGUCUACCAGAGACUUGUUAAAGCAAUCAAGUCGGGAAUUAGCGACAAUGACGAGGACCUAAAACCUUACAUGGUCCCGGAAAUCAAACACGACUUGAGUGUGGUCAACGGUGUGGUUUGUCGGGGAUCACGUAUUGUCGUCCCUAUCGCUCUACAAAAACGUGUUGUUGAAUUGAGCCACCGCGCACAUCAAGGAAUUAGCAAGGCAAAGCAUUUUCUACGGACAUUCUGCUGGUUCCCUGGGAUGGACAAGGCCGUCGAAAACCAGGUAUUAGGAUGCUUACCGUGCCAAGCCGUCCAACCACCAAAUAACGACCAGCCAAUCAAACCGUCGGAGCUAUCAAUUGGCCCAUGGCAGUAUGUGGAAAUGGACUUCCAAGGCCCUUACCCCAACGGCGAAAAUAUAUUCAUAAUGAUUGAUCGUUACAGUCGAUGGCCGGAGAUGGCCUGGUUCCAAAACGCACCUAAUGCGAACAUCACGAUCGCAGCCAUGGAGAAUAUAUUCACCAACAAAGGUGUUCCAGCGGUAUGCCAGUCGGACAAUGGCUCGCCUUUCCAAUCAAAAGAGAUGGAACAGUUUGCCCAAAGCAGUGGAUACCGCCAUCACCACAUUACUCCGGAAUGGCCCAGAGCAAACGGAACAGUUGAGCGAUUUAAUCGGAGUAUGAAAGAAGCCCUGCAGGCGGCAACCCUGGAAGGGAAACCCCUGAGAGACGCAUCACAAAGAUUCCUGCAGAUGUACCGAUCUACCCCACACAGCGCGACUGGGGCCAGCCCGCAUGCUGCAUUGCAUGGCGGAAGAGAAAUGAGAACAGUACUUCCACUUAUGACACCAACCGACCAUGUCAUAGACCGUAUACGAGACCAACGAUACAAAGCCAAGAUGAGAAACGGACUGCGGCCACAUAAACUUCGGGUAGGUGACAGUGUUAUUGUGAAGCAGACGAAAGUCAACAAGCUGACGCCGACAUUCAACCCUACACCUCUGAGAAUCACCGAGGUUCAAGGCUCGAGAAUAACUGCACGGGAGAUAAACGGCACGUGGACCAUCACGAGGGACGCGUCGUACUUCCGGAAGAUUGCAUCCGAUACGCGGGCAGAAAACGAAGAUGACCAGGACGCAUCAGACGAGAGAGACGGAGAACGAAAACAGGGGGAACCAACAGGAGACGCCGGAUGA
This is a messenger RNA of Paramuricea clavata, 1386 nucleotides long. The record is from the annotation of a GenBank genome assembly. NCBI's taxonomy places the organism in Eukaryota, Metazoa, Cnidaria, Anthozoa, Malacalcyonacea, Plexauridae.